Messenger RNA from Hyposmocoma kahamanoa, 2802 nucleotides. RefSeq lists its product as uncharacterized. Gene Ontology annotation, biological process: proteolysis. The transcript is spliced from 9 exons. The coding region runs from base 248 to 1522 and encodes 424 amino acids. The record is from RefSeq and is a predicted model, not a curated record. Gene Ontology annotation, molecular function: cysteine-type peptidase activity. NCBI's taxonomy places the organism in Eukaryota, Metazoa, Arthropoda, Insecta, Lepidoptera, Cosmopterigidae. Gene Ontology annotation, cellular component: lysosome.
UGCCAAUUCUCCGGCGCAACACGAACAUUUCGCUAUCGUUAAUUUCGAAUUCGUAUUAAAACAGCGAUUUCCUUUUUCAAAUAAACAAAGGAAAACUGGCGGUUAUUAAAAAAAUAUGUUAUUAAAACUUGCUUAAAAAGUUUUUUAACAAGUGGUUUUGUUAACUUUUGUGCAUUGGUUUUUUAUUUUGUGGCAGUUAGUUUUUGGUCUCUCCGGGCUGUGUUUUAGUGUUAGAGAAGACAUCAUCAUGGUCUUAAAAACAUUACCCCUGAUCUUAGCGCUACAAGUUACCCUGGUGACAGCAUAUUACGCAGACGAUCUGCCACCUGGCCCUUACUGCGGAAAGGCACCGCCUUAUGGAGGUUGCUGUAAUGGUCGCCUUGACAGAUGUUCGCAUCAUAUACUUGACACCCUGUGCUACUGCGACGAAUUCUGCAGCAAGAACCGACAGUACGACGACUGCUGCCCUGAUUAUGAGCCCGUCUGUUUAGGUCUGACACCUGGAAACAUCACCGCACCCAUCUGUCGAACGGGAGCUCGCAAGAAAAAUAGAUGUCAUGAGUGUGUAUGCAGAGACGACUCGGGAAUCCCUGACUGGUACUGUGACAACGACUUAUGUCUUAUGUCCGACGAGGUGAUCCUAGGAAUCAACCGAGGCGGACACGGCUGGAGAGCAGAUAACUACACGCAGUACAGCGACAAGAAACUGAAAGAUGGACUUAUUUACCAGCUGGGUACGCUUCCAUUGGACAAAAUGACACAAAGAAUGAAUCCAGUGCAAUAUCAUAAGAACAUCGCAUACCCUGAUGAAUUCGACGCGAGACAACGGUGGCCUGACUUUAUAUCCCCCAUUGUAGACCAGGGUUGGUGCGGCUCCGAUUGGGCAGUUGCUAUUGCUAGUAUCGCUUCGGACAGAUAUGCAAUCCAGUCAAAUGGAGCUGAGAACGUGCUGCUUAGCCCGCAGAGUCUGUUGUCCUGCGACAGAAGAGGUCAGCUGGGCUGCAAAGGAGGACACGUCGAUGGUGCUUGGCAUUUCACAUCCAAAUAUGGUCUAGUUGAUUUAGACUGCUUCCCCUACACGGCAUCGGUGACGAACUGCCCCUACUCUAUCCAAGGGUCCCUGCUUCAGGCUGGCUGCAGACCAUUAGUGUCAACCCGUAUCUCCAAAUACCGGACCAGUGUGCCGUAUAAAAUAGAGAAGGAGCAUGAUGUUAUGUGGGAUAUUAUGGAAUCUGGACCAAUUAUGGCAAUAAUGACUGUAUACCAGGACUUCUUCCAUUACCGCGACGGGAUCUACCGCCGCAGUAACUUCGGUGAUAACACAAUGUCUGGUUUGCAUAGUGUUAAGAUCAUUGGUUGGGGUGUCGAAAGAGGCCAGAAAUAUUGGCUCGUAGCGAACAGUUGGGGAAAUAAUUGGGGCGAAGACGGUUACUUCCGCAUCGCACGUGGAAACAACGAAUGCGACAUCGAGCGCUCCUUAAUCAGCGGAUUCAGUGACGUCAACGAAGCGAGGAAGAAAUAACAUAGAGACGUACUGGUUUGGCCAUUGUGCGUGACCACGAAGAUCGUGAGAACGGGAAAGGGUAUAUUUCUUAUUAAUGGGACAAGAAAUUUUGGAUAGUUUUUAUAAUUGGUUUGUUUGUUAAUAGAUCAGUGCAGUUCCAAAAAUUAGGAACAUUCCUUGUAUAGUAGGAAUUAUUUGAUACAUCCGAAUCCAUUUCAGUGUUUAUCUUUUAACCAAUGGCAUUGUAUUCAUUGUUAGGGAAAUAUAAUAUUUGGUUUAAAUAGCAACUUUACUGUCAAAGAUAGAAGAUUCAAUUUGGAAUGGUCAUUCAAUUAACUGUAGGGUAUAGUGGCGCGCAACGUAUUGGUACUUGUUAUGAACAAUAUGUGUUUGCAGUUUUUCGGUGUAAUUUAUUGACGAGAAGCGAGAAUAUCUCUCGCUUCUAUGUCGGUCUCGCCCAAUCCGCACCCUGUUGUGCUAGCCCUACUGAUCAACUUUCAUAAAUAGAUAAUGGUGGAGGUAAACGAGUAAGUAUGCCUCAGGUACGCGUUAGAGCAAACCGUCUCAGUACCUAGUGCUUUCUCGUACUGUGUCCUCGCCUCGGCCGAGCCAUGUCUAAUCAUCUCUUGAAAAAACAAACUUCAAAUAAUAGUUUAUAUGUAUACGAGAAUCGCGUGUAUAGUUACUUUUUUUUAAAAUAAAAAUUAAAUAAAAAAUACCAAGUAUCAACACGUUGCGGGUCGGCUGGCACGUGGCUUAACAAUGAAUACAAUGACAUUGUUUAAAAGAUAAACGGACAAGUUGAUUCGGAUUUUUCGAAUAAUUUAUAUUAUGUAUAAAUUUCAUGAGAUUUAGCAAAACGCUUGAUAAUUUUCGGUGUAUUGAUAAAAAGGACGAAUGAUAUAUUAUUGGUGCCACUAAUAUAUCAUUCGCUAAUAACUUCAACGUAUUCCACUCCACCCCUAGUAUACAAAUAUGGUUUAUUAGCAAGUUGAAGCAACUCAUUAUAAUAAACAUGUCGACACUGGAAAAAUAAAAUGUCUAACCUCCGAAAUCAAGUCCGAAGAAAAAAAUCAUAUCUGUAAUUUUAUUUGUUAUAUGAAAAAGCUGAAACUUUAUAGAUUUCCAUAAAACAAAUAAAAUUAGAGUUAUGAUUUUUUUUAAAUAAUUUUAAAUCGCUCUCCUUUUGUAUUUUCCAAAUGCACGUUACAUAUUUUAUCUUUCCGGUGGUACAGAGGCACGAUCAGCUUGACAUUUCAAAUUUAAAAUAACAAUCUAUCAAUGAGUUCCAGGUCUUG